UAACACAAUAUCAACUGAGAUUACGUUGAUCAUUCACUUUAACAUCAUCUUUAAAACUAUUUGGAUGUACUUCAUUUUGGUACUUGGUUAGCGAGACGUUUGUUUACCUUUUACUUCCGCGUCUAUCUGAAAGAAGGAAGUCGUGUCGCAAAAAGAUUUCAAUUGUCGUAGAAUGCGUCGUUUUCCAGCUGAUUUCCACAGGUCUGCUACAAGCUAGGUUGUGGUUGUUUUUAUGAGUGACAUGGCCUCAGCUCCAGCCCAGCAGCCCACCCUCACUGUUGAGCAGACUAGAGUGGUACUGAGUGAGGUGAUCCAGGCCUUCUCAGUACCUGAAAACGCUGCAAGGAUGGAGGAGGCUCGAGAAAGUUCCUGCAACGACAUGGGCAAAAUGCUGCAGCUUGUGCUGCCCGUUGCCACCCAGAUUCAACAAGAGGUUAUCAAAGCUUACGGCUUCAACAAUGAAGGAGAAGGGGUCCUAAAAUUUGCCAGAUUGGUUAAGAUGUAUGAAACUCAGGACCCUGAAAUCGCAGCCAUGUCCGUUAAACUGAAGUCUCUCCUCCUGCCACCACUGUCAACACCACCUAUAGGAGGCGCCAUUCCAGCCUCAUAGGGCUUCUUCACGGUCCACUGUAAGGUUAUUUUCAUCUAAUGCUUUAGAUCAACAUAAACUUACUGCAAUUCCAAGAUCUUGUCUAUCAUCUACUUUUCGUAAGAAACUCAUGCCUUAUCUACAUUAUGGUAUAUCUUAAAACAUCCUUCUAAACCCUGUUAAAUUAUUUCUUUUUUAAAUGUGUCAGUAUUUAUUUGUUACAGAUUACAUUAUAACCAUUUUCUUAUAUUACGGAACCUUAUACACCUUUCCUUUAAAGCCUCUGAACACCCACACAUGGGAUUUCAGUUAUUCUGGCUGAUCAGACCUCUGCUCAGGUGGAAGGUGAGCCAGAGCCCAGGUGGGAACUUAUUAGAUCACAAAUCUUUUCUACCAAUAAGAAGGAUAAAGCUGUCAUCUAUCCUGCCCUAUCAGGAGACUCAGGAAGAUGUCUAUUAGCACGCACACACACCCACACAUACCUGUGUGGGAUUUCAGGGCUUUUGCCAUUUUUUUUUUUUUUUAAUAAUUUUAUACCAUUUUUAUAUGCUGUCAGAUUUCAUUUUGUUAUGUAUUAAACAUUUUUCUGUGAAUCUCUGUGUGGUAUUACUUGAGAAAAUGUAGGGGGAAAACAACUGUCUUGUACAUAACUUUAUUAUUGCAAUAGUGCUUUGGCAACAACAUCUUCAUAUAUUUACCAUGUUAGAAAUACUUUAGAAGCGCUUUACACACAUUUUCAUAUAUACUUUUCUUCAAAGGCAACUUCCCUUAGGCGGGUAACUAGCAUUUAAGGUUAAAACAUCACUUUUCCAACAAAAUCUGGAAUCAUGUCUGCCCCUUUCUUUGUUUUGUGGUUUUAGAUUUGGGUGCAUGCAGCCAUGACGACAUUGUAUAAUAUGAUAAAAAAACAAAAAAGAACUCUUAGUCAAGAUAAAUAAAAAAAACUAGUAGUGCUACUUCAAACUUAAAGUGCCCCAGAUUCUGAAAUCAUCCACUUAAAAAUAACCAAUCGACAAAGUGCUCAUUGUUUUUUGAAAAGACAAACAGUGGUCCCAGCACCCAGUAACAUUAUUAAAAGUAAUUAAUAAGCAGGUGUUCAUAUUCCUGUACUUAAAAGAAAAUCUUUUUAUGUCUUGUGCAUCAUCAUUCGGUAGCUAUUUGAAUCUGAAUAGAUUGUAUGUAGAAAAUUAAAAAUACUGCAAAGUUUAAAUUCCCCGAUCUGGGUCAUUUCUGUGUGAAGGACAUUGUAUUGACACAUAAAAUCAAGUCAAAGUCUAAUAUUGCUGACACAUCCUGUUUGUUCCAGUUCAUUAUGAGUAGAGCUCCCUCCUGUGGGUAACAGUCUCAGUCCUUCAGACAAUGAUCAAAAAGAACCAGGCACAACAACAAGACGAUAGGAAACAACGUCACAUCUCGAAGUGGCGGAAAAUGCUUUCGACAUAACCCAGGACCCUCUGCCAGUCCGGCCCGUCUGCCUUCAGCAUCUCCUCCACUGUCUGUCACACAGUUAACAUGUAAAGGUAUGAUUAUAAGACCUAUGGACACAGCUGGUUUAUGUUGCAAAAUUGUUCUUUACAAAUGUUUUGUGGAAAAUGUCUCACAAGUGUGGCUGUGAUUCCCACGCCCUCUCCCGUCUUAAAAGCAAGGUCCAGAUUUCCCUUCUGUAAAAACAUUUGAGUCAGAAGCAGCCUUUACAUCGUCGGGUGCACAGUUUUACAGACAUACCUUAUAGUCAUGGGUUCUUAAAAAA
This is a messenger RNA of Etheostoma cragini (Arkansas darter), 2339 nucleotides long. It is a transcript of the gene grcc10, whose product is annotated as gene rich cluster, C10 gene. The transcript has 4 exons. The record is from RefSeq and is a predicted model, not a curated record. NCBI's taxonomy places the organism in Eukaryota, Metazoa, Chordata, Actinopteri, Perciformes, Percidae. Bases 233 to 610 code for a protein of 125 amino acids. Gene Ontology annotation, biological process: post-embryonic development.